Molecule: messenger RNA, 1128 nt
Organism: Kazachstania africana CBS 2517
Lineage: Eukaryota; Fungi; Ascomycota; Saccharomycetes; Saccharomycetales; Saccharomycetaceae
Gene: BAT2
Product: branched-chain-amino-acid transaminase BAT2
Exons: 1
Coding region: 1-1128 (375 amino acids)
Biological process (GO): L-leucine biosynthetic process; L-valine biosynthetic process
Cellular component (GO): mitochondrion
Molecular function (GO): branched-chain-amino-acid:2-oxoglutarate transaminase activity
Source: RefSeq, a predicted model, not a curated record
AUGUCUGCUCCUUUAGACUCUUCUAAACUUACUGUCACAAGAACUACAACUCCAUCCCAACCAAAACCUAAUGAUCAAUUAGUUUUCGGUCAAACUUUCACAGAUCAUAUGUUAACUGUGGAAUGGACCGAAGAAAAAGGUUGGGCCAAUCCAGAAAUUAAGCCUUAUGCUCCAUUAUCUUUGGAUCCUGCUACAAUUGUCUUCCACUACGCCUUCGAAUUAUUUGAAGGUAUGAAGGCUUACAGAACUGAAGAUAAUAAAAUCACUAUGUUCCGUCCAGAUAUGAACAUGAAACGUAUGAAUAAAUCUGCUGCUAGAAUCUGUCUACCAAAGUUUGAUGAGGAAGAACUGCUCAAAUUGAUCGGUACUUUAAUUGAGCAAGAUAAACAUUUGAUUCCAGUUGGUCAAGGUUAUUCUCUAUAUAUUAGACCAACUAUGAUUGGUACCAGCGUUGGCCUAGGUGUCUCUACUCCAGAUAAAGCCUUACUUUAUGUCAUCUGUUCCCCUGUCGGUCCUUACUACAAGACUGGUUUCAAAGCCGUCAAAUUGGAAGCUACCGAUUACGCUACUAGAGCUUGGCCAGGUGGUGUUGGUGACAAGAAAUUAGGUGCUAACUAUGCUCCAUGUGUCUUACCACAAUUACAAGCUGCUGAAAGAGGUUAUCAACAAAAUCUAUGGCUAUUUGGUCCUGAACACAACAUUACUGAAGUUGGUACAAUGAAUGCCUUUUUCGUUUUCCAAAACCUUGCUACAGGUAAAAAAGAACUAGUUACCGCUCCACUAGAUGGUACCAUCUUAGAAGGUGUUACUAGAGACUCCAUCUUAAAUUUAGCAAGAGAAAGAUUAGAUUCGAAUGAAUGGGAUAUCAACGAACGUUACUGUACCAUAACUGAAGUCGCAGAAAGAUCCAAGAAUGGUGAAUUGGUAGAAGCCUUUGGUUCUGGUACUGCCGCUAUCGUCUCUCCUAUCAAGGAAAUUGGUUGGAAAGGUGAAUCGAUCAAUGUUCCAUUAUUACCAGGUGAACAAUCGGGUGCAUUAACCAAGCAAAUCGCUGCGUGGAUUGGUGACAUCCAAUACGGUAGACAAGAACAUAAAGGUUGGUCCAGAGUUGUUGCUGAUCUAAAAUAA